UACGUCAGCAAACAUGGUAGCCUCCUGGUGACAGCAGCCGAAUUUGUUCACUGAUCAACGGGAUUAAAAUGGUUUAUUCAGAAGAUAGCAACAUUAUUUUCCGGGUCAAAGGCAUCUUGGAGUUUGCUUGCCAGCUUGACAACUCUAAUGAUGUACAAAGUCAAAGCACCAUCUCAAAAAGUUUCCAGGGUCUCUGUUCUAAAGUUUCAUCAAAGAAUCUUGUUUUCACUGUCUGUAACAGUGCCUUAUUAAUAUGGCCCAACACUUGUUUCCAGUCAAGCAUAGAGAGCUUGACAGAAGCAUCAGCAUGUAGAGACAUUCUUAAGUAUAUAGAGACAGAUGAUAGCGGAAGCAAGAAGUUAUCAAAAAAGAAAGAUAAGAAGUGUUCUGGACCAACUGUGGUAAAUAUGAAGCUGUUGUUUGAGGUGACAGAGCCUGCUGGCAAUGAAGCUCCUACUCUCUGCAGAGUGAUCGGACGGCAGCACUAUUUGAGGAUGCCGCUGCCUUUGGACUUUGUUUUGUCUGUGGCCACCGAUGAAAGCCUGGCCAUUGUGUGUAAAGGGCUGGUGGAGGCAUUGAUUAAGCAGUUAUCAGACAUGGAGGAGGUUGUGCUACUGUACAGGAAGGGCUCCUCUUUUUUGGUGCCCCAGCCAUUUCACUUUGAGUUGCCCAAACCUAUGGGACUCACCACUGUAAUAUACCCAGCAGGAGUAGCAGAGAGCCAGCUACAGGCUGUCAGAGAGGAUCUGCACAGGAAGUUUCAGUUGCCAGGUGACAGACCAUUCCUCAGACGUACAAAUGCCUUCCAUUUCCCUGACGAAGCCUAUAAAGACGGUUACCUCCGCAACCCUCACCUAUGCCUGAAUCCACCCAAUGUUGAGGAUGCCAAGCUGUAUCUUGUGCAGGGUGUGUACAGUUAUCAUCACUACAUGCAGGAUCAUGUGGAUGAUGACGGCUGGGGUUGCGCGUAUCGUUCACUACAGACUAUCUGCUCCUGGUUCCAGCAGCAGGGAUAUGUGGAGACAGCGGUUCCCACACACACACAGAUCCAGCAGGCUCUUGUGGAUGUAGGGGAUAAAGAACCUCGUUUUGUGGGCUCACGUCAGUGGAUUGGCUCUUUUGAAGUUCAGGCUGUCCUUAACCAGCUGCAGGGGGUCACUUCAAAGAUCAUGUUUGUCAGUCAAGGAUCUGAGCUGGCAACCAAGGGCAGAGAACUAGCCAACCACUUCCAGACUGAAGGAACACCUGUCAUGAUUGGUGGGGGUGUACUUGCACACACUAUUCUAGGUGUAGCAUGGAGUGAGAAUACAGGACAAAUCCGCUUCCUCAUCCUGGACCCUCACUACACGGGUGGAGAGGACCUGCAGACCAUCGUUGACAAGGGCUGGUGUGGAUGGAAGGGGCCAGAGUUCUGGGAUCAGAACGCCUUUUACAACCUCUGCCUUCCUCAGAGACCCAAGACCAUUUGAGUCACAUACUUGACUCUGACUGACAAUUAUCCAUCUUGUGUAAUCAAAGGACUUGCUGGAAAUCUGUUGUUUCAAUAAGUACAAACCAACAGGACAUGUGAAAAAUAAUUAGAUAUUAUUCAUUGUCCUUACAAUAUUAUUGUUACUUUGUAUGUUUGAACAUAGUUUUUGAAAAUGUUAAUGGAAUUGGACAAAUGUACAAGUUCAUCUUAUGUGCAAAAUUCACAAGAUGCAACUUAAUAAAAAUGAACAGCGACUGAAAUCUCUUUCAGCGUUAUAGAAUAAA
Xyrauchen texanus (razorback sucker) is the source of this 1755-nucleotide messenger RNA. RefSeq names its product ufm1-specific protease 2. Lineage: Eukaryota; Metazoa; Chordata; Actinopteri; Cypriniformes; Catostomidae. The record is from RefSeq and is a predicted model, not a curated record. The transcript is spliced from 12 exons. The coding region runs from base 69 to 1469 and encodes 466 amino acids.